Molecule: messenger RNA, 1171 nt
Organism: Diorhabda carinulata
Lineage: Eukaryota; Metazoa; Arthropoda; Insecta; Coleoptera; Chrysomelidae
Product: 4'-phosphopantetheine phosphatase-like
Exons: 1
Coding region: 38-1120 (360 amino acids)
Biological process (GO): coenzyme A biosynthetic process
Cellular component (GO): cytosol; nucleus
Molecular function (GO): pantothenate kinase activity; ATP binding
Source: RefSeq, a predicted model, not a curated record
AUAAAACUAAUUAGUAGUUACAGUUUUGCAGCGAGUGAUGAUGAAUAAGAUGAAUUUGAACGAGAAAUUGAAGUGUCCUCUUCUAAAAUAUCCCGAAAACUACAAUCCCGAUAGCUUGGAUCUUGAAAAUAAUCCGGAAGCAAGAGAAUAUUGGUUGGAUUGCUUAGAUCAAAUGGCGAAGAAAUUCGUUGGUAAAGUUAAGGAUUUACAACCAGAUGAUCCAAGUGCAACCGAGAAAGCUGAAGAAUGUUAUCGGGAAUUUCACACUCUCAUAGAAAAAGUAACCGAUGAUUCUGAAUUUCUGAAACCGCUUAGUAUUAGAACUCUACUUAAUUAUAACGACGAUUGUAUUAGAAGGAGAUUCAAAGAUCCUUGGGAACGUCAGAAAAAAAUGGAAAAUUCAAUUGCCCUAUCUAAAUUCAAAUCAAGAAUCGAUGUCCUCGAUAGUAAAACGGAUUUAAAAGAUAAAUGGUUAGAUAUAAUACGAGGAGUUUUAGCAGGUAAUUUUUUUGAUUGGGCCGCGAAAGCCGUCAAAGAUAUUUUAGAAAACCGUCACGAUUUUGGAUUUGAAGAAGCCGCAACAACCGUACAGAAGAGACCGUGGUUUGUAGAUAAAUUCGACGAAUUUUAUAACAGAUUGGAAACGAGACGUUACGAAAAAUGCGUUAUAUUCUUAGACAAUUCCGGUAUUGAUUUUAUCCUUGGAAUUCUUCCGUUAGUCAGAGAACUUUUAUCGCAAGGAACCGAAGUAAUAUUAGCGGCGAAUACUUAUCCAACUUUGAACGAUAUUACAUAUAGCGAACUGAAUAUUUAUUGCGACCGAGCUGCGAAAUAUUGUGAAAUAUUGAAAGGUGGAUUAGAUAACGGGAAAUUGAUAACAGCAGAAAAUGGCCAGAAAGGACCUUGUUUGGAUUUAUCAGUUUUAUCAGCCGAAUUGUGCGAAUUAAUGAAGUCUGUUGAUUUGAUAAUUAUCGAAGGUAUGGGUCGAGCAAUUCACACCAAUAUAAAUACGAAAUUUACAGUGGAUUGUCUCAAAUUGUCGGUUAUAAAAAACGAAUGGUUAGCUAGGUAUAUGGGAACGAAAUUAUUCGGAAUAAUAUGUGAUUUUGAUAGUACAUGAAAUAUUAUUUAUCUAAUGUUAAUUACACAGAAUGUAGAUAAUAACGAAAAA